This is a messenger RNA of Exophiala spinifera, 1725 nucleotides long. RefSeq lists its product as uncharacterized. The transcript is spliced from 2 exons. Gene Ontology annotation, cellular component: transcription factor TFIID complex. Gene Ontology annotation, biological process: DNA-templated transcription initiation. Lineage: Eukaryota; Fungi; Ascomycota; Eurotiomycetes; Chaetothyriales; Herpotrichiellaceae. Bases 1 to 1725 code for a protein of 574 amino acids. The record is from RefSeq and is a predicted model, not a curated record.
AUGGCUCAAUCGCAACCGCCGCCUGCACGGCCAACUUUGCCUCAGACACAGAGUCCCUUUCAGCGCGAUUUCACAGGCGGCCAUGGCAGACCUAGUCCGCUCGGUCCUCAGUCUCCGCAACUGGCCAUGAAUUACUCCUCACCUUCGCCUCAGCAAUUCUCACCUCAGGCGUACAAUCAGCCUCCGGCGGCGAAGCGUCCUCGCUUGUCGCCAGAUGCUCAAUCUCCCUUCUCUCCCCAAAGUUAUCCUCCAACCCCAGGGGGCCAACCUACAACCCCCGGCGGAAACGUUCAGACGAAUGGAACUGGACCCCCGAAUUCGAGACAAGGGCUGAUGCCACCCCCACAGAGACCUAGUGACAAAGCGGAAGAUCGGAACUACGAAGACAUUUUGUCGGGUACUGGGAUCAACAUCGAGGAAGAAGCGAGAAUGCUUGUCAGGCCCGACUAUUAUGGAUCAUCAACGCCACGACCAGCAUCACAGCCGCAAUCGGCAGGCUUCCGUUAUCACGUAAACUCUUUGAACGCAGGAGAAGCUGGAGACUCGGUGAACGGCACCCCACAGGGACAAACUGGGUCGGAAAAUCAACCUCAGCCCUAUCAACCUUCGACGGAGGAGUUGAAGCACAGGGAUGAGGAGCGUGCAGAUUGGGAGGCUUCUAGGCAUAGCCAACAUCCACUCUGGGACAUGUUCCUGCUCGGUGGUGCUUUGAACGAUAAGAUUCGCACUAUCAGCAUCACCGAGCACUUGGUCGAUCCGCAAUCGGGCGUUUUGGUUAAUACCCAAAAACAUGCCCCACCUCCAACUGUACGGGUGAACGGUCUCGAGGGCUCGUCUCGUGUUAUUGACAAAGGCCAAGCUAUUCUCGACACAGGAACCAAGGGGGAGAGACUGUCUGACAUUAUGAAGGUCAUCAGUUUAGCCACAAAAGCGAGAUUGACUGGUGUCGUAAGUGCUUCUGCAAGGAUCUCCCAAGAAAGGCAACUGCAUUCCAAAGGGAAGGUUCCCGAUGAAUGGCAAGAUUUAGCAUCUGUGACUAAGCCGCUGAAUGAGGCCCUUGACGGUGCGUCGAGCCCAGCCGGGAGCACAAGUCUGAAGCGCACGCAUUCACAGGCCAACAGUGAGCCGGUAUUCUCUGCAGAUCCAGUGCCAGCCCCUGCCCGCAUACUCGACGUUUUGGACAAGACCUCGCAGGCCGAACGAGCUGUCGAGGACGCGCGCAGGCAAAAACGACUAAAAAGGAAAGCAACCACCAAUGCUGAUGGAACAGUCGGGACACCUUCAGCCGAUGCCGCAGCCGAGGCCGCGGCCGUGGCAGCAUUGGAGUCAGACAAGAAGACGACCAAGAAGGAGAGAAAGUUGGCCGAGUCAAAGUUCUCGGAGCAACAGCAGCACAAGUCUGCGAACGAGGCUGCGCGAAUGGCUUUCUCAGGUCUCCUGGGUAAGGGCUUUGGCAGCAAAAAGCAGAGGACUUACGACUGGAUGAAGGGUAGCGGGGCCAGCCCUGCAAUGACUCCGGGAAGACCUGCUCUAUCAGCAACUGCGUCGACUGCUGGGACACCGGGUCCUGAUCGAGCUCGUGCUGCCCCCAAAGACAAACAACUUGGCCAAUGGGACGAGGAAAAAGAUCCCAAGAUACAAGCUCGAGACGUCUUUCUUGUAUUGGAAGGGGAUGGGCGGAACUCGAGAUCUUACUUACGAGGUCUGAGCCUGCCCGAGAAAUAA